AUGUGUUCCAAUCUUCAUCUUCUCCCCAGCCUUCUCCCAUCGUCGUCACCAAUAAAGGCAAGGUCGGACAACCAACAUCUUUCAACAUCGACUAUAUACCAAAUGGAGAGCAUUAGUCGGACAAUGACGAGGUCUGAUGAUAUAUCAGAUGUAAGCGGUCGGUAUUCUGUCAGUACCGAGAUCCCAAACUCCUUGCUUCCGGGGGAACAGAGCAAAUCCAAACUCAGUUCCACUAUGGAUGAAACACAGUUCCGUACCGCAAUUCUGGAUACCAACGUCCUCAGUUCCGUGAACUUUAUGAAGUGGAAAUGGGACCUUAUCCUAAACAUUAUUGAAGGGCCACUAACAAACCCAAAACGUUUGGAUGAAGCCAUCAAAGGCUCCAAGUUCAUAAAGCGACUGGUUGGUUUCUAUAGGCCCUUUAAGUAUCGGUUUUCAAUGGUUCGCAACACGAAGCCUAAUCGACGGUACAUCCGAACCGGCUGUGCCUUGAUGCGUUGUCUUGUGCAAAGCCCGGAGGGAUCAAAAUACCUAGCACAGAAUAAGCUUCUGCGCCAGAUAGCAGAGUGCUUGGCCCAAGUUGACCGUAUGAGCGGGCUGACUUCUUUGUCGCCAUUGUUUUCCCGAGAACAGAUGGCUGAUACUCUAAGUGGUGGAUACUUUGCGCUAUUGGGAACUCUGAGCAGUGAACCCAGCGGCAUACAGAUGAUGGAAAGAUGGCAUAUGCUCAACAUGUUUUAUCACAUAGUUGAAUUAGCGGAUCGGAAUGACCUCAUCCAAACCCUUCUUGGAAACAUGGACUUCACACAUGAAAGCCAUUUAAGAGUAAUACUUUCAAAGGCCCUCACCACAGGAUCAAAGGAUAUCCGUAUUUUCUCCACAAAGCUGCUACGAAAAUACGUCAUUGGCAAAGUGCUGCAAGGAUCGCCUGUUGAAUGGGUAAUUGAACUUCUGGUGACCCAGCUAUAUGACCCGGAUGUCACUGUCUGCCAGGUUGCCGUCAAGAUACUGGAAGAAGCAUGCAACCAGAGAGAUUAUCUAGAGUAUGUCGUCAAAUGCCGCCCGUCUUUAGAUCAUUUAGGCGAAAUCGGCGCCCCAUUGCUACUCCGUUUCCUAUCUACAUCGGUCGGGUACCACUACCUUGACGGCCUCGACUACAUCACCCAGGAGAUGGAUGACUGGUUUCUAGGAAGAAACGAUGCAUACGUUGGGCUAGUAGAAGCCUCACUGUCACGCGCGUACAUUGACCAACCACGUCGAAACAGCUUAGCGCUAAACGAUAUAGUUGAGAUGCAAGAUAUUGGCCUUGUGCCACCGCAUUUUUACCGAGAACUUGCACGUACAACAGAAGGAUGCAAGCUACUGGAGCAGUCUGGCCAUUUCUAUGAAUUUGCUUCAACAGUACGAGACUUUCAACUGGACGAAGAAGAUGCAGAGGUCUUACUAAAGGUUAAGGGGGCGCUAUGGGCUAUCGGGAAUGUAGGCUCGAUGGAGCUCAGUGCACCGUUUUUAGAAGAGACGGAUAUUGUGGAAAGGAUAGUGGAAAUAGCGGAAACUGCAGCCGUCAUGACCAUGCGUGGCACCGCGUUCUUUGUUUUGGGACUAGUAUCCAGGAGUCAGCACGGCCUUGAAAUGUUAAUUGAGGCAGGGUGGGAUGCGGCCGUUGACCAAAGAGGGCGUUCAUUAGGAUCAUGCAUGCCAUUGAACCUAAGCAAGCUAUAUUCGGUUAAAUUCGAGCCAUACCAUGUUUGUACCGAGGAAGACAAGGCAGCGAGAAACAGAUACAAAGUUGCUUCCAAGGACUCUGAUCCGCUCAAGCAAAAGAUACUCGGCCUUAUCAUUGAUAUGGGGAAUACUGUUCUUGCUAAAAAAGCGGCGGCAGAUCUACAAGUGUAUGUUUACCCAUCCAUGCAGCUUGCUCUGGCAGGGUACUAA
This is a messenger RNA of Trichophyton rubrum CBS 118892, 1935 nucleotides long. Its product is annotated as TORC2 complex subunit TSC11. Gene Ontology annotation, cellular component: TORC2 complex. The transcript is spliced from 2 exons. The record is from RefSeq and is a predicted model, not a curated record. Bases 1 to 1935 code for a protein of 644 amino acids. Lineage: Eukaryota; Fungi; Ascomycota; Eurotiomycetes; Onygenales; Arthrodermataceae. Gene Ontology annotation, biological process: TORC2 signaling.